Messenger RNA from Erigeron canadensis, 2140 nucleotides. Its product is annotated as histidine-containing phosphotransfer protein 4. NCBI's taxonomy places the organism in Eukaryota, Viridiplantae, Streptophyta, Magnoliopsida, Asterales, Asteraceae. Gene Ontology annotation, biological process: cytokinin-activated signaling pathway; phosphorelay signal transduction system; phosphorylation. Bases 1516 to 1983 code for a protein of 155 amino acids. Gene Ontology annotation, molecular function: histidine phosphotransfer kinase activity; protein histidine kinase binding. The record is from RefSeq and is a predicted model, not a curated record. Gene Ontology annotation, cellular component: nucleus; cytoplasm. The transcript is spliced from 7 exons.
GUAUGAUUGAGAAUGAUAGUGAGAGCAGCUAAGCAGCAUAUAUUUUUUCCUACGAUAUAUAGGCAUAUAGCCCAUGUGUUUGUGGUGAAAGUACAGUUUAGAAUUUGUUUACAUAGUUGCAAUAAUAAGAUGGAUGGAGAAAGAGAAUCUCCUUUUCUUGUCCCCUAAAAGUCACAAAAUCAUAUUCUGAUCCUUCCCCACCCACCCUUGAUAAGUUUUUGUUCUCUAAGAAAAGCAUUAGAUGUGACUAUACAGUAUAUAGUUGUAAUAAAUUAUGACAUAGAAAAAGGACAGAUUAUGGAACUCUCCAUAAAUAGAACUACUUUGCCAAGAUCACUUGGGAUAACAGAAGUUAUUUGGCUUGGUCUAGUGGUUUGGAACUUUGUUAAGAUAGUUUAAUAUGUUAUAAUUUCAAUUAUUUUCGCUUUUUUGUGGUAUUAACUAAAUUGUCACAGUUGACAUUAAGACGGUGACAGUACUAUCAUAUAUAGUAUGUUCGUUAGAAUAGAAGUUGGACAUUUAUUGCCGCACAACUUUUAAGCAUACUAUUACACAACAAUAUGUUUCAAGGCAUGCAGGUGUAUACCUUAAACCUCGCAGCUCCAAUACUCCAAAAAAUUCUAAAGACGGAUGUGGAAUCUGUAUGAUCUUUUAGGAAGGAAGAAAAGGAGAAUCUGUUAGCAACAGACACACUUGUUUAAUAUUACUCUGCUGGAAGUUAUUGGUAUAUAAAAGAAAGCAUAUUGUAGGCAAAACAGUAGGUGUGUUGUCAGUUUAUUCUAAUGGGUAUAAUAGGAUAUAUAUCCGAAAAGUAAAUAAACCCGAAUGAAGAAAGGUGGAAGAAUCGGAGGUCCUAUCAUGAUAUUGUUUCGUGAAAGGAAUGAAAGCGCUGACUAAUUGGGAUGAACCAUCAUUUGCUGGUUGCCCUUUUUCUCUAAUUCCCUUGUUGCUUGCUGUAUAAUGGAUCAGUGGUUUAAUGUCAAAUGCCACUUAUAUUAGCAUCAUCUGUCCAUUUCAAUAGCUACUACUGGUCACCCAAUUCUUUUAGCUUAUUUACCAUGAUAGCAUCAUGUAAACAUUUUUAAUUUCUUGAUUUAUACAUAUUUGUAAUCCACAUUUGGUACUAUCCCUAAUUUCUUAUACUUUUAGAUUGGAACACACUAGGCGAAUUCCACAUUUCCCGUGGACUAUAGCUCUUUUGAACCCCACCCUCUACAUAACAGAUCCUGAGAGAAUUAUUUUAGUUAAACAUGUUCUUGUGGAAGUAGUACCAAUAUGGGUAACCCCGGGGAGUGAUCAUGUCACCCACGAAUAAAGUUGUGUACAUGUGCGCAAAACAAACAAUAUUGUGGUCAUGGUAGACGGGACAUUACAUAUGUAACAGUUGUUUUUGAUUAUGUUUGUGGUUGCUGUUCGGUGUAGAUGUUUGUAGCAUUCGUCAAUCGUCUCAUACUUGCUGAAACGCCAAGAACUUAAUCACACGGCUAUGCUACAUGCUUUGUUACUAUAUGAACUAUGGGCGGGUCAGUGAUGGAUAGAAAUCAAAUGCAUAGGCAGGUUGCUAACAUUCGCAAAUCCCUUUUCGACCAGGGAUAUUUGGAUGAACAAUUCAUAUUGUUGGAGGAGUUGCAAGACAGUUCUAAUCCCAGUUUCGUAGAGGAAGUUGUCACCUUGUACUAUCGUGAUUCUGCCCGUUUUCUCUACAAUCUGGAUCAGGCCUUAGAAAAAAGGCCUCUAGACUUCAGCAAAUUAGAUAGUUUGAUGCAUCAGUUUAAAGGUAGUAGCACUAGCAUUGGAGCCAAGAAGGUGAAAGUUGAAUGCUCCCACUUCAAGGAUUAUUGCAAUGCUCGAAAUGCUGAAGGGUGCAAGAGGACAUUCCAACAUGUCAAGAAGGAGUAUACAACUCUCAAAAAGAAGCUUGAAGCUUAUUUCCAGAUGUCAAGACAAGUUGGGCCUGUUCACACCGCAUGUCGGCCCAGGUAGAGAGUUCGGAUACAAAUGGGCCUGAGUUGGCUUUAUAACUAGAUUUAUGUUUAAGUUAGACCUCAUUGUAAUUUAGUGAUGUUGUCAUAAAACGAGGUCUCUUGCAUGAAAUGAGAGAUAAUCAAGUGGUGUUGUAUUUGUACUUGGUUUUUGCUUC